Molecule: messenger RNA, 3825 nt
Organism: Thelazia callipaeda (thelaziosis nematode)
Lineage: Eukaryota; Metazoa; Nematoda; Chromadorea; Rhabditida; Thelaziidae
Source: the annotation of a GenBank genome assembly
AUGGGCACAACAGUUCGAGUUUUUCCUUCUCUUUUUUCAAAUUCGCUUCAAAUUGCUGUUUUUGAUGAUGAUCUAAAACCCAAUAUGCCUCCAGCAGUGUAUGAAUAUAUAUUAACGGGACUAGGUUCAUCUAUAUUUGCUGUCGAUCAAAGAGGCUAUGUUUACUUAAAUGUACCACAUAUUGACACUGAUCCACCAAACCCAUCGAAAUAUGAGCUCAGUAUAGAAGCACGAGAAGUCAAUACAAUACCUAUCCGAAGUAGCGAACCUAUAUCGAUAACAAUACAUAUUCUUGAUGUCAACGAUAAUCCACCACGCUUCAGUUCUUCUGUUUACGUUGCUAACGUUAGUGCAAGUGGUACUGAUCGUCCUAUCAUAGAGGUUGCUGCGACAGAUAUUGAUUCCGGCGAAAAUGCAAAAAUAAAGUAUGGAAUAGUAUCAGUGAAUGGUGGAUCAAAUCCUAAUUUUCGGUACGAUGUUAAUACAAAUCAGCUGAUUGCUGUCGGCAAUUUGAAAGCUGGUGAACGGUAUGAGAUUCUUCUUGAAGCAACUGAUGGUGGUGGUCUGUCAAGCCGAACCUUAAUAAUUGUUUAUGCCAUUUCUGAGAACCAUGCAGGAUUUGCAAUGGAUGAAGAGGGAAUAAAUUUUGAAAGAAGUCAAAUUGCCGGUUUACCCAAUUUUUCGGCCUUAGAACCUCAAGUUACUUCUAGCCAACUUGAGAGCGCAGAUUCAUCAGAUACGAUUCAAACUUACGUAACUGAAAUAAGUGAAGCGACGCCACCACAUUCCAUUAUUGUUACACUUGGAAAUGAGUCUAUGGGAAAACAAAUGUAUCACACAAUCACUGGUGGAAACGAAGAUAAAAAAUUUGCUCUCAAUAGCGAAACAGGGACUUUAAUUACUGUUGAUUCAUUCGAUCGAGAAAACAAAGCUUUUUAUAUUUUACAAAUCGAAACUCGUGCAUUGAAUUGGAAUCAACAUUUGUACUGGACAAUUGUUCAGAUUGCUAUUGUGGACGUUAAUGACAAUGCGCCCAUAUUUGUUGAUUCCCAACCAAUACGAUUACGUGUAAGAAUCGAUGAUAUACAUCAAAUCAUUCCAAAUAUGUAUCUUGGACAGGUAAAUGUGGAAGAUGCAGAUGAUGGUGACAAUGGUAAGGUGGGACUUCGAAUCGCACCUCCUAUGGAUAAACUAUUCUUGAUUAAAGACAACGGUGCUGUGAUGGUAAAUGGCAAUCUCAUGAAUGGUCAUUUUGGUGAGCAUCGAAUGACUAUAAUUGCAGUUGAUCAUGGUGAUCCACCACUUGAAACUCGAGCUACUCUAAUUAUCAACAUAGAAAAUGCUUUGGAGAAAGCAACAAUUGAUUUGGUUUGUUUUUCUAUCACAACAAAUCUUAUUACAGUCGAGAAUCAUUCAACAGCAACAUCAAAUACUUUAGAGAAUACAGAUUAUGCAGAAAAUAGUGUUGAUUUCUCGCAGAGUAUUCAACGCACAUUUCAUCCUAUAUCAUCAGAAACUCUAUCCAUUUCGAUGAAAAAUGCACUACCAGAAAGCACUAUCACAACACCUAUACGAAAAGCAACAACAAACGAACCGCUCUCAAGACUUGCUCCUGUAUUCGAUCCAUCUAAAUUCACAAUCGUCGUCGAACGAAAUCAAACAAAUACUGAGAUUGCUAAACUGCAUGCCUAUUAUUUAGAUGACCAGCCUGGAGGAAUUGCAUAUGUCAUGCUUGACGGCGAUCAAUCGCUUUUCAGUGUAAAUAGCAUCACUGGAUCACUUUUUUUACUGCGGCCAGUUGAAGCAGAAGAAGGAAAUUCUUUUGAUAUACGUAUAAGCACUGCCGAGGCGACCAUAUUACGAACAGAGCCAAAUUUGCCACACACAGCAGUAAUUACCGUAGAUAUUGCCGAUACGGAAGACUGGAUGCUUAAUUUCAAGCUCAAUAAGUAUCAGUUUAAAGUGAAUGCCAAUGCUAAACUUGGUUCUGUCAUUGGUCAAGUUACUGCACAUGAUUAUGAUAUUGUUAAUCCAAGCAACAAAGUUCGUUACAGAAUUAAAGGAAGUGACACUAAUGAAUCAUAUUUCAAAAUAAAUCCUCAGACUGGUUUACUAACUGUUAAUAAAGACCUUCAUUCAUCUUCUAAUCGAAAAAUAUUGUUGAAUAUUGAAGCAGAAGAUGAAGAAAUUCCAAAUCAAAUUGCUGAAACGUUUGCAUUAAUUGAUGUGGAACCUGAGAAAAUGCUUGCUUUACCAAAAACAGAAUCAAAAUUAACUGCAAUACCUUUGACAAAUAAAUUGCAGUUUUCACAGUUGAAUUAUACAAUUCAUCUUUCUGUGCAUUCACCACACUUAUCGACAAUUUUACCUGUGUACAACAAGCCCGCAGACGAGCAUAUUAUUGCAUGUUCCAUUAUUUCUGGCAAUUAUGAAGGUCUUUUCACCAUUUCCUCGACUGCCGAUGGUAACUGUGAGCUUCAAGUUCAGACAAAUAUUAAUCAACAAAUAUUAGAUUACUACCAACUAAAUGUAAGCGUGAAAACGGAGAACCAAGUGGACUAUGCCACUGUCACUGUAACUAUCGUUGACGCAAAUAAUGAUGGUCCAAAAUUUAUUUACAAAAACAAUGAAUACAGUGGCUACUUUUCCAUCCUGCACAAUGCUGCUCCGUCAUUUACGCAUGUUGUUACUGUGAAAGUAAUUCUACUUCUAUCAAAAAAAUUGAGCGCAGAAAAUUAUAAUCCUUCGAGCAAUAACAGUAUUGAAUACUCAUUGAAUCUAUUUACAUCGGAUUCGCAGUAUUUUAUUAUUGAUUUUAAUGGAGAAAUUCAAACACGAUUAGAUGUGCCUCAAAUUAUAGAGAAAAGUCAAAAAGAUUAUUUUAGUUUCCAAGUGAUUGCUUGUGAUGGUUUUCUCAGUGAAGAAAAAUUGUGUUCAGAAGCUGACGUUUUUGUGAAUAUAGUAAAUGAUUCUAAUUUAUUUAUUUUAACCGCUCGUAACAUUCAACCGCAUCAACUGGAAGUUGCUGAAAAAGAAAUUGCCAGCAUAUUACAGAAAUAUACUUAUCCUUGCAAUCUCCUUUUCUUAGAAAAAUUAGAAGAAAGAUACGAUAAUGUGGAAAAUGCCAAUUAUAUCAAUAUGUUCUGGUGUGCUGUAAAUCCAGUCUCAAAGAGAAGCUGUCAUACUAAGGAGUACAGCACACUUUUCAAUCCUUUAACAGUACAGGCAAUUACGGCUCAGUUGCAGUCACAAAUUAUUCUCAGUAAUAUCAGUGAUAAUGUUAACAGUAGCCAAAAUGUAUUUGGAAAAAAUGCACCGUCCUCGAAAAAUUUGAAGACUGCUUCUUUUGCGAUGAUUGUAAUAGCAGCAGUAAUCGCAGUUGGAGCAUUAAUUGGAAUUUGUUUCAUUUGCUUGUGCUACACACGAUAUCAACUCAAAAUGCGCCCAAAACAUAAUAGUUAUCCAAAUAUUAAUCAAAUCCCAAAAUUCGGCACCGUAUUUUUGCCAAGUCCACCGAAUGGUAGCUCUCAUGACACUCUUUAUGAAACUCAAAUGCUCGAAAUGCCUCUUGGAGAAGAAGAUGUAAUGAUUAAAGGUGCUGAAAUAGGAAUGAGAAAUGGGGGAAUGUAUGAUUUGAAUAAUGCGCAAAGUUAUCGAAAUCAUAUCCCGAAAGGUGCAUCAGAAGAGGGUAACUUUUCAAUUGAAGAAAACAUGUAUGCAAUCAGUGGACAAACUCGACUUAAUUCUCAAAAUAACAAAAAGAUGCAAAGGGUAGUGAUACCUUGUCCAGAUUAUCCAGUAGAUCAGAAAAAAAGUGUCCUAUGA